Molecule: messenger RNA, 1086 nt
Organism: Nicotiana attenuata
Lineage: Eukaryota; Viridiplantae; Streptophyta; Magnoliopsida; Solanales; Solanaceae
Exons: 1
Coding region: 1-1086 (361 amino acids)
Source: RefSeq, a predicted model, not a curated record
AUGACCACUUUCAGGUCUUUAAUUGCCAUUGCAGCUAAGAAGAGAUGGCAAAUUUACCAAUUAGAUGUAAAUAAUGCAUUUCUCCAUGGAGAUCUGCAUGAGGAAGUCUACAUGAAGGCUCCACCAGGUCUUGACCUGAAGUUACCAAACUUAGUCUGCAAGCAGAACAAGUCCCUUUAUAGGCUGAAACAAGCUAGUAGGCAGUGGUAUGAUAAGUUUACUGAGGCCAUGUACACAAGAGGAUACACAUACUCCAUGCAUAAUUAUUCCGUAUUCUACAAGAAGCAGGAUUCUUCAACUGUUUUUGUAGCAGUUUAUGUUGAUGAUGUUCUCCUCACAGGGACUAAUUUAGAGGAAAUUAGUCAGCUCAAAGCUUUCCUACAUGAUAGAUUCAAAAUAAAAGAUUUGGGACAACUACACUAUUUUCUAGGACUAGAGGUACUUUACAAGGAAGAUGGUAUUAUUAUCUCACAAAGAAAAUUUAUUCUGGACCUUAUGAAAGAAUAUGAUUGCCUCCACUCAACCAGCCUGGCCUCUCCUCUUAAUCCCACAAUGAAACUGAAGGCUAAGGAGGCCUCUCCUUUAUCUGAUCCUACUUUUUACAGGAGAUUGGUUGGGAAGUUGAAUUUUCUUACAAACAUCAUAUUGGAUAUAGCUUAUGGGGUCCAAUAUUUGAGUCAGUUUAUGCAAGAUCCCAGGGAACCCCAUCUACAUGCAGCUUAUCACAUGUUGAGGUACCUCAAGAAAGAUCCUACUUUGGGCAUGUACUUCCGCAAUACAUCUGAUCUUUCCAUCACUGCUUACUGUGAUUCUGAUUGGACAGCUUGUCCUGAUUCUAGGAGGUCUGUGUCUGGUUACAUUGUCCUUCUAGGAGGUAGUCCUGUGAGCUGGAAGUCCAAGAAACAGGAAACCAUGUCCUUGUCCUCGGCAGAAGCAGAAUACAGAGCACUUAGGAAGGUGUUAGGCGAACUAGUAUGGCUACACAGGUUAUUUGAAGAACUCACUGUUCCAGUCUCCUUGCCCAUACCUAUACAUUAUGAUAGCCAGUCUGCUCUACACAUUGCCAGGAAAUCCUGUAUUCCAUGA